Molecule: messenger RNA, 2828 nt
Organism: Aspergillus ochraceoroseus IBT 24754
Lineage: Eukaryota; Fungi; Ascomycota; Eurotiomycetes; Eurotiales; Aspergillaceae
Product: DUF726 domain protein
Exons: 2
Coding region: 34-2598 (854 amino acids)
Source: RefSeq, a predicted model, not a curated record
UCCUCGGGCGCAAAGGAGGAGGAUAUUGAAUCAAUGCUUUCGAAACCGACCUGGUCUGUUCGCUCGUUGCUCCCUGAUGCAGCUACAAAACCACCCUCUCCAUCAGUUACUCCAGCGCAACUUCACCAUCUACUGCGUCUGUCCGCUCUUCCCCAACCCUCUAGCCAGGAGGAGGAACAGAGAAUGCUGGGAACCCUCGAGUCUCAGAUUCAUUUCGUCAAGGAGAUCCAAAAAGUUAAUACUACGGGGGUUGAACCGCUGCAAAGCAUUCGAGAUGAGAGUCCAGAGGCGUCGAAGGAAAACACCAUUGGACUGGAACAGCUAAAGGAGGCCAUGUCUAAGGAACAAAUAAUCGGUCGGAACAAGAGAAUUCAACGUGUUGUUGACUCUGGGAGAAAUAACCGCCCUGACGGGGAUGCAUGGGACGGAAAUGCCCUUGGGUAUGCUUCAAAGACGAAGGGGAAAUACUUCAAGCAUGCCAGCACCUUCGGCUCGGCUCCACCGGCGGAGGCGAAGGGAAACCAUGACCAGGACUUAACGACUAUUCUCGACCGUUCACAACGAGCUGACCUCACAAUUUUGAUUGCUCAAAUCACUAUGCGUAUGAGAGACUUGAUUGAGGAGAGUUUUAAAGCUAUUCCGGCACAAAAUCAGGAAUUCCUACCAACCCAACUUAUAGACUUUGAUGACAAAGACAACAAAGAUCAUGCCCUAUCUUCAGAUGCAAAGGAGGAAGAGGUGUCCAAAGAGGAAGAAACUCGAUCAGAGUAUGUUCCGACCGCCGAAGACGUCAAAGCUGAAGCUAGCGCCCUCACUCAAUUUGACGAUUGGAAAGACUCUGUCCUUCUUCGGGUAGGAGAAGUCGUCAAUCGGGAAGAAGAGAGUCAGGGCCAGGAGGCAGAGAAUUCGAGUUCACAAGAUACACAAAAGUCCGAAAGCCCACAUGAGGACGAGGAUGACCGCACCUGGAAUCGACUUGCUGAAAUAUAUCCACCUUUGGAGACACCACUAAUAAAGCUUCCCAAAGCAAAAAGACUCUUGAUACUUCAUUCACUGCUUCUUUUGCUGCUCAGUUUGGAGCACUACCGCGCCCACUCCCGUGUUUUGAUGUUGUACGCUGCGUCUAGCUUGGGCGUGGGAAUCAAAACUCUCAACCAGGAUGAAGUUAAGAUAGCACGAGGAUUACUUGAUACAGCUCUUCAACUUGAUGCGAACUCGGACGACGCUCAAAAUCAAGGAAGAGAGCGUGACUCCUCCCGAAAAUGGAAAGUUGGCAUAGCAUCCGUGGCUGGUGCUGUCCUGAUUGGCGUUACCGGUGGACUUGCUGCGCCUCUGAUUGCAGCCGGCCUGGGGACAGUUAUGGGUGGAUUGGGACUUGGAGCUACAGCUGCAGCUGGUUAUCUCGGAGCUCUUGCUGGCAGCGGGGUCAUCGUUGGUGGCCUCUUUGGCGCCUAUGGCGGUAGGAUGACCGGACGCAUGGUGGAUAAAUACGCCCGUGAGGUGGAUGAUUUUGCGUUUUUGCCCAUCCACGGGUCUAGACAGAGACAUGUUGAUGAGAAGGAAGCAGCUAAGCAGGAUCACCGCCUUCGUGUCACGAUCACCAUCACUGGUUGGCUCACCGAGGAAGACAAUUUCGUGGUCCCGUGGCGUGUCAUCGGCCCCGAUUCAGAGGUCUUCGGCCUCCGCUGGGAAACAAACCCAUUAAUGGACCUUGGAAAUGCAAUCGAUUACCUAGUCACAAGCGCUGCUUGGUCUGCAGGUGGGCAAGUUUUGUCCAAAACGAUAUUCGCGGGUCUUCUCAACGCUAUGAUCUUACCUCUUGGUCUUCUUAAGCUUGCUCGUGUGGCCGACAAUCCUUUUAGUAUCGCCAAGGCACGCGCGGACAAAGCUGGCGAGGUUCUUGCCGAUGCCUUGAUAAGUAAGGUACAAGGAGAGCGAGCUGUGACCCUUAUUGGGUAUUCACUGGGUUCUCGAGUUAUUUUCUCGUGCCUGCAGAGCUUAGCCAAGAGGCAAGCUUACGGAUUGGUCGAAUCGGCGAUUCUCAUGGGAUCCCCGAUCCCAUCUGAUACUCUGCAUUGGCGUCGAAUGCGGCGUGUCGUGAGUGGACGGCUAGUCAAUGCCUACUCGGAAAACGAUGCCGUGCUUGCCUUCUUGUACCGAACGAGCAGCCUUCAGCUUGGAGUUGCUGGGCUUCAACCUAUCAAGAAUGUCCCAGGCGUUGAAAACCUCGACGUCAGUGAAAUCAUAAGUGGCCAUCUCCGCUACCAGUUCCUGGUUGGGCGGAUUCUUCGAAUGGUGGGGUUGGAAAGCAUCAAUUCCCGAGAACUUGCGCGAGAGGAGGCUGCAUUGGCAGUAAAGGACCGGAAACAGGAGCAGCAACGCAUCCAGAACGAGCGUCGGGCGGGUGUUGAAGGAGAUAGUGAAGCAGCACGUCGGAAGUUAGCAAGUGGCGAACUCGCCGAUAGUGAUGAGGCUGGGAUGCCAAAGCAGGUGCAGGAAAGCACAGAAGAGAAUCAGCAUCGUAUACCACGCCGUCCGGUACCGUCUAGGAUCUCUCAGGAAGAGACCAAGGAACAGGCACCGUCACGUACUACUUGAUACUCUUGUUGUUUUACCUUAGGUAAGCCAUGACGAAUUUAUCAGCGUCUGAUUGGUCAAGCCACGAUCGCUUCUUCUUUCCUAUAUUGGUUAGACUGUGUGUGAAUUUCUGCGGCAUUUAAUUAUCCGAGGAUAGUUCAUGUCACAUGAUAAUUUCCAUCUAAUAAAUGAAACAAUAGGACUUUGAAUCUAUCUGGUUGGGUGCAAUCUACCUGUCCAGGAGACUAUCC